This is a messenger RNA of Hippoglossus stenolepis (Pacific halibut), 3694 nucleotides long. It is a transcript of the gene cdc34a, whose product is annotated as cell division cycle 34 homolog (S. cerevisiae) a. Gene Ontology annotation, biological process: ubiquitin-dependent protein catabolic process; protein polyubiquitination. Lineage: Eukaryota; Metazoa; Chordata; Actinopteri; Pleuronectiformes; Pleuronectidae. The record is from RefSeq and is a predicted model, not a curated record. Bases 320 to 1045 code for a protein of 241 amino acids. Gene Ontology annotation, molecular function: ubiquitin conjugating enzyme activity. The transcript is spliced from 5 exons.
AAGUGCCUCGACGAGCUACCGCUGCCACGAUUUGAGCUUGCCCUUACUGAUCUGGAGCUCCACUGGACUGUUCACAACAACAGAAGAAGAAGAAGACGCUCCACUUCGGACCGAACGAAGCACGGUCGCGAUUUGUAUUAAUAAGAAGCUGCUUCGGAACCAAACCCCACAGAAACCAGCGUCACUCGUGCGACGGGGCUUCGCUUGUUUUUGACUUGGCGGCUAUUGUUCGCACCGAGCUCGCCUUGUCCUCCUUCUUCGCAGGGACAGCGGUGGUGGUGGUGUCGGCUGAUACAUCCGAUACGAGUCGUUGUGGAACAUGGCUCAGCAUGGGCACCAUGUAGCCAGUUCCCAGAAAGCACUGAUGCUGGAGAUGAAGAGUCUCCAAGACGAGCCGGUGGAAGGGUUCAAGAUAACUUUGGUGGACGAGUCGGACAUGUACAACUGGGAAGUAGCGAUAUUUGGACCCCCGAACACGCACUACGAGGGUGGUUAUUUUAAGGCUCGGAUCAAGUUCCCCGUCGACUACCCGUACUCUCCACCUGCUUUCCGCUUCCUUACCAAAAUGUGGCACCCCAACAUUUAUGAGAAUGGGGAUGUGUGUAUCUCUAUCCUGCACCCACCAGUGGACGACCCACAGAGCGGAGAGCUGCCAUCAGAGAGAUGGAACCCCACACAGAACGUCAGGACCAUCCUGCUCAGCGUCAUCUCCCUUCUGAACGAGCCCAACACCUUCUCCCCGGCCAACGUGGACGCGUCCGUCAUGUACCGCAAGUGGAGGGAUAGCAAGGGCAAGGACCGAGAAUACAUCGAGAUCAUCAGGAAGCAGGUGCUGGGUACUACAGCUGAUGCAGAGCGGGACGGCGUCAAGGUUCCCAUCACAUUAGACGAGUACUGCGUCCGCACCCAAGUCCCGCCCACAGACGACGGCUCAAACCUUCUAUACGACGACUACUACGACGACGAGGAGCUGGAGGACGAUGACGAUGAGGACGACAAUGACUGUUGCUACGAUGAGGACGACUCAGGCACCGAGGAGUCCUGACCUCGCCUCCCUGUGACGCCAGCCCCUCACCCCUGACCAGUCCCUGCCCCCUACCCCCACCCACACCUCCCUCCUCUGUCAUGGACUGAACUUUAACUCCCCGUCUCCCCAGCCCUUCUUCUUCUUGCCCUCAACCCCUCAUCAUCAUCCUCACUUAGCACAGGCCCCACUGUCCCCUCCUGUCACAUGUGCAGUCGCACACUAAAACCUGAUGCAUCGAAGAAAAGAAAGCUACAGAGUUGUUUUUGUUGGUUUCCUUCAUGUGUUCUUAUAUUCUUUCAUACUUUUUGUCUGAGUAGAGGUUACACACACAGCAGGAAAACUUAUGGCAACAGUACUUCCUCGUCUGCUUCGGCUCGUCUGCUCCGGUAACUUUGUUCAAAUUGUUUGGAGCUGCACAACAUAUUUCUUCCUCUGGCUUUGAGAAGAACAACAAUAAGUUGUGUGCUCUGUCUUUUUUAUUUGGUCACCCACUGUCAUCAUCAUGAUGCAGCAGCAGCAGCAGCAGCAGAGAGGAAUGUAAUAUCACAGGUCAGAUCAGAGCGUAGAGCAUUUGCAAAGUAACCUAAUUUAGAAAAAUUAUACUGUGUGUGUUUGUGUGCGUGCGUGUCUGCGUGCGUGUGUGUCUUGAAAAGUUGAGUCAUGUCCGCCUCUGAGCCAUGUGUGUGACUUCCAGUUACCAGGCCGUUUGAAGGCCUGUCAUGCCUCACCUCUGACAUUUCUAGAGCCCCAGGGCUCGUGCUGCUCCAAAAAAGGGAAGCCUCUGCCUUGUGCCUUCCCUCGCUCCCUGAUACCGCAGAUCUGAACGGCUCAUGGGGCAGACGGGUCACAGCAAAAAAAAGUUAGCGGCCAGACAAACAAAGGUGGCAGGGGGAGAUAUUCAGGCACACAAGGUCUCCGGUGUUGAAAAACUGACGGAACAAGUUAUUAAUAACUGCUUCCGUCCGAUUUUGUCCAGGGUUGUGAGUAAGAAAGGUGAGAUCCAACAGCUGAACUGAAGUAUGGAAUGUAGAUCAGGAUCGUCCUCGACUGACUGCCACGCAGCCUUCAUCACUCAAGCACGUGCUACUUGUGGCCUGGAUGCAUUAACAAACAGCUAUCUGAGCCUGCUGCUGCUCAUGAAAUCCAAUGUACUGUAUUUAAAAGAAACCUAUGCAGUCAGUGCUUGAACUCACUUCUUAUGCAGUGCUUUAAAGCGUGGCGGACUCCAGCUCGAGUUUUACAAGCCAACGACAUACCUGUUUUAUGUUUGUCAGUGGUUUAGUAUUCUAAACCCGAGGAGUACACGUCUCCAGAGGAAGAAGAAACAAGAGUGAGGUUCUACACAAGACGUCACAGAGCACAUCCCCCUAGUGGCGGCUCUGUGCACAGGCAGCAUGUUGUUUUUUCUACUCAGAGUUGCUGGACUGGGCCACAGCCAUCGUGACUCACCUGAAUCAAUGCCCCCUGCUCCCUGAGAGGAGAUCAGGUCACAGUGCGAGUGAUUUAGGAAUUGGCCUGAUGGAGGGGUUCUGGUUUUCUGUCUGUACUCUGUCAGGAGUCCUCUGUUGCACACUCAAAGACACAGUACCACCAUCCAGCAGUAUUUCUGAUCAACAUUGCUGUAACAAUGUAUCCGUUAUGUGUGAGCGAGUGAAUGAGUGAGUGAAUAUUUCGCAGAUCGUUUAUGAGAAGUUGUGGAGAAGAAGCACAGAAAUGGGGAAGGCAUGGGGGGGAAUAGGGUUGAACUUUGAGCAUGAACAGGAGAAUAUGGUUCUUCACUAGCAUGCUGUUAAUGAUGUGUUUGUGGUUUUAGAUCUGCUAUAAGGGUCGGGAUUGUGUCCAGGGACUAAGGUUCUCAAUUAUUAAUCUAAAACUGUUGCAUUGUGAAUGGCCUGAGGGCUGUCCGAUUAUUUUUUUGGGGGGGCUUCUUUUUCCGGUUUUUUUAUGUAAUCCUUUUUAUUUUCAAAUUGUGGUGUGAGCUGCAAUGUUUUCUGUCUUAUAUGUAUUAAGUGCUAAGAAUAUUGAUCUGAUUGAUUUGAAAAAAACAAAACAAAAAAAACAGGAUUGUUCGGAAGAGCGAAAUAAAAUGUAUGGCCCAUUUGAUUUCACGAAAAUCGGAAAAGUAACACAGAACCAAAUUGACCCAGCACAUUUAACAGUAACUCUCCAGCCCGGCUCAGCUCUGAACGCUCAGCGAUGAGUGAUCAUUAUUCCAUAACUGACUGAUGUCCGUUCCACAGCCGAUUGAAUGAUUCUCCCCCUCAGUUUUGAUGUUUUUAGGGUGAAUGGGAUUUCAUUUUUUUCUCUUUUACUUUCCUUUUGUCAAACCACUGUUGUUUUCAUCGCCUCCUCCCCAGUUCUCUGAGCUCUGAUUGGUGGCAGCAUCACUGAGGGGAAAAAAAACCCCAGCAGUUAAUUACAGAAAACAACAAGAACCUCAGGAAAAAACAAAAAACAACCAACAAAACAAACAAAUCCUUUUCCCAGCUGAGUGAACCUGACCCUGGGGAGUCUCACUUUUUGGCUUCACAGGACUGUUUACAAUCCCUUGAUAUGCACAUGUGGAUAUUUUGACGAUCACUUGAUGUUUUUUUUUUCUUGUUUAUUUCUUUUUUUUCUUAUGGUUUGUAAAUCUAUUUAAACUCUGAAAUAAAGAUCUUUAUUAGA